GUCCUCCUUGUUGUGGAAUUGUAAAGCUUUUGGGAGCCGGAAAAAGAGGGAACGAAAUGGGAAUAGGGAAAGAGCAGCAAGCGUGACAAACUAUAGUAAUAGUCAUAAAUAAGAUAUAAGAUUCUAUACCAAAGCGAUAAGACCGUUAUCGGAUAGAAGAAAUGAAUAAUAAGAUGUUGCGCGCCAUAGCGUAUCACCUUUACCUUGUGAAAUACAACUUGUACAUACGUACUUCGAAAUCUCGAAGUUUCAGGCUGGCCACUUCGAAGAUUAUUCAGCAGCUCUGGCUGCUCGUCAUCCUUCACGAUGGAUUACGCGAAACAUCGUGUAUCUCUGUCGCCGGUGCAACGUGCAAUUUUGGCGGCCGGUGCAGCCGCGAUCUCAUUCGUUGAUCCUUUUCGCGGCGACAUGAUUGCAUGCUUGGCAGAAACGACCGGUACCGACGCUCUUUCCUACUGUCAUCGAAAAAUGCUCGCAACCUCCGAGGGAUCUCGCAUUCUUGCCAGGAAACCACGUAUAUCCUCGUCUACGAUUGAUUUUUCCGCGCUAAGACGAUUACCACAAGGAACCCUUGGCAGGAUCUAUUGCGAUUUUUUGGACGUUAACAACGUGUCCCCCGAUACUAGACCUGCGGUCAGAUUCGUUGAAGAUACUGAAUUAGCAUAUGUAAUGCAACGAUAUCGAGAAACACACGAUAUUUAUCAUGCUCUGCUUCUAAUGCCAACCACGAUGCUUGGAGAAGUGACGGUCAAGUGGGUAGAAGCGUUACAAUUACGAUUACCAAUGUGUUUCAGCGGAGCGAUAUUUGGAGCGUUUCGGUUGCGUCCAAGGCAAAGGAAAUUAUAUCUCGAGCAUCAUUUGCCUUGGGCCAUUAACACAGGAAUUGGUACAAAAUUUCUCUUGGGAAUCUAUUUCGAAGAACGUUGGGAGCAACCCCUUGCCGAGUUUCAUCGAGAAACAAACAUCAUCCCUUUGGUGCCGAUAGAAACCAUUAGCAAUGAAGUCUGAAAUUGCUCAUACGCUUUUCCCUCUAACUGUUUUAGUAUUGUCUUACAUAUAUUAGAACACCAACAAUAGACACAGCUUAUUAGAUAGUGUAUAACAAUUUUUAUUUACCGUAACGUUGGAAAUAUGAAGAAUAUAAUUUUUAAUGGGAUACGUAUGAUUUGUAUUACAAAUGUCGAUCAAUGUAAUCGCACAUUUAAAAAAAUUUAUGCUUCUAUAGAAACGUACGCGUAGAUAUCAACGCUCGAUACGAUGAGAGUACGAUCGAUUCACCCGUGAGGAUACAAUCUGAUUGGUAAUGCUUGGGUGUAAUAUCCUAAAAUAUUCGCAAACGACCAAACGUCGGCUCGGCAACUACGUUUACCCUGAGAGGAAGAACAAAAAUGAAAAUAAAUGGGAUCCGUAGCGAAGUUACGAUAGCAGAAACAUAUACUCGAGGGACACAAGACGAGGAAACGUAGCUAUGACUAUAACGUAGAGAUGAGAUGAAGAGGAAAUAAGAAACAGUCGCUUACCAGUAACACUGCUUCCCAUGCCAUCCAACGAAGAGGAACUUUUACAUUAUGCCCGUCAAUGAAAUAAUGAUGAUCAUAUUUGGUACAAUAUAUGGCAUGAUCCGACACCUUUAUUGUCAGAUCCUGACCAACAAUGCAAUUCCUAAAAUAUUACACAACGUAUAUAUCGAGGAUCGAUUAAGUCGAUUUAUUUUUUUACGGAUUCUGUCAUUCUUUUCUCGAUUUACUUACCUGGCUGCUAAAUCACAAUGUGCAAUGUUCAUGGAUUCCAAAUACUUCAUGCCAGAUGCAAUUUGGGUAAUAAAGCUUAAAUGGUUGUCAUAGCUGCGAAUAGAAUAUAAUAGAAUAGAAAGAAAAUUGAAAAGACAAAUACACCAUUGAUAUAUAA
This is a messenger RNA of Bombus impatiens (common eastern bumble bee), 1908 nucleotides long. Its product is annotated as ubiquinone biosynthesis protein COQ4 homolog, mitochondrial. The coding region runs from base 307 to 1008 and encodes 233 amino acids. Gene Ontology annotation, cellular component: mitochondrial inner membrane; mitochondrion. Gene Ontology annotation, biological process: ubiquinone biosynthetic process. The transcript has 5 exons. NCBI's taxonomy places the organism in Eukaryota, Metazoa, Arthropoda, Insecta, Hymenoptera, Apidae. The record is from RefSeq and is a predicted model, not a curated record.